CGCUGUCGCUUUGUAAAUUUUCACUCGCUUCAAAGCGGUCGGCAUCGCGAAAAGUCCGCAAAAAGAUAAAAUAUAUAGUGAAAUCUUUCUUUGGGAUUUAAAACAAAAACCAGACAAGUGUCAAAAUGGCCCGCGAUAUUCGUUGCUGUAAGGUAUUCACAAUGAAGGGAUCGACGCUGGACAAAAUCUCCGCCUUCCUGGGCGAACUCCUCGGCACCGGCAUCCUGGUCUUCCUGGGCUGCCUGGGUUGCGCCAGCCCGACCACGACCCCCAACAGCCAUCUCCAGAUAGUGCUCAACUUCGGCUUCGCCGUCCUCAUUGCCAUCCAGUGUUUUGGAUGUGUGUCCGGAGCCCAUCUCAAUCCCGCCGUCACGGUGGCGGCCUACAUCUACGAGAUGGUGUCCCUGCGCAUGGCACUGGCCUACUUUGUGGCCCAGAUGCUGGGCGCCUUCAUCGGCUACGGCCUGCUGAUGAUCCUGCUGCCCCAUGAAAGCCUCACCGUGGGCGCCGGCCUCUGCGUGACCUUGCCCCACACCGCCGUGACCACCGGGCAGGCCUUCGGCAUUGAGUUCGUCAUCACCUCCAUCCUGGUCAUCGUCUGCUGCGGCGUCUGGGAUCCCCGCAACUCCAAGUUCCACGACUCGGUGGGCAUCCGCUUCGGCCUGGCCAUCGCCUGUCUUGCCUGCGCUGCCGGCCCCUUCACCGGCGCCAGCAUGAACCCGGCCAGGUCCUUCGCCCCCGCGCUGUGGAACAUGCAUUUAGAGGACAACUGGAUCUACUGGCUGGCCCCCCUCAGCGCCGCCGGCAUCACCGCCUACGCCUACAAGGUCGUCUUCCGCCGCGAGGUGGUGGAGGCGGAGAUCACCUCCAACGAGAAGCUGCGCCACUUGGAGGACGUCCAGCUGUCGUAGGUGCCAAAGACAUCGAUGUGGGAGAGCCUUAACUAAUUUACUUACCAUCUAAGACGCCGAAUUUUAUAAUAAUGCAUUCAUUGUACGCUAAUAUGAAUAGUGUCUUCACAAAGUGUUCAAACAUUACAAAAGCGUUACACUUUUGGAACAGAAACUCACUUGGUGAAUACACUAAUUGCCUUCAGUAAUAAAGAACAUCGAGAUUUGUAAUCUACUCUAAACCAAAA
Messenger RNA from Drosophila rhopaloa, 1138 nucleotides. RefSeq names its product aquaporin AQPcic. Gene Ontology annotation, biological process: transmembrane transport. The record is from RefSeq and is a predicted model, not a curated record. The coding region runs from base 126 to 911 and encodes 261 amino acids. Gene Ontology annotation, cellular component: plasma membrane. The transcript has 3 exons. Gene Ontology annotation, molecular function: water channel activity. NCBI's taxonomy places the organism in Eukaryota, Metazoa, Arthropoda, Insecta, Diptera, Drosophilidae.